CGCAGCGGCCGGGCGCCGUGCCGCUCCCAGCGGGCCUCCUGGGCACCCAGCCACCGCGCCGCCCCCUCCACGCCAUGGAGCCCGAGCUGGAGGCCCAGGAGCAGAGCCGGCCGCGGAGGCGAAGCCGCAGGGCCUCGGGUCUCAACGCCGGCGGCGCCGCGGAGCCAGCGGCCGACACCCCCGGGUCCGGCCAGGACGGCAGAUACUCCCUUCGGAGAGGUAGCUCCUUCACAUUUUUAACACCUGGCCCCCAUUGGGAUUUCACUUUGAAAAGAAAACGAAGAGAGAAAGAUGAUGAUGUCGUAAGCCUUAGCAGCCUUGAUCUGAAGGAACCAAGCAAUAAAAGAGUGCGACCUCUAGCUCGGGUCACAUCCUUGGCAAAUCUAAUCUCUCCUGUAAGAAAUGGAGCUGUCAGGCGGUUUGGUCAAACAUUACAGUCAUUUACCCUUCGUGGUGACAGCAGAUCCCCAGCUUCAGCCCAAAAGUUUUCUAGCAGGUCGACAGUCCCAGUGCCUGCCAAGAGGAGAAGCAGCGCCCUGUGGUCGGAGACGUUAGACGGCAGCAUGAAGCAGUCUCUAACCUCCAGGGAGAUCAGACGUCAAGAGGCAAUCUAUGAAAUGUCCCGAGGGGAACAGGACUUAAUUGAGGACCUCAAACUUGCAAGAAAGGCCUACCACGACCCCAUGUUAAAGCUGUCUAUUAUGUCAGAAGAGGAGCUCACACAUAUAUUUGGUGAUUUGGAUGCUUAUAUACCUCUGCAUGAAGAUUUGUUGGCAAGAAUAGGAGAAGCCACCAAGCCUGGCGGGACAGUGGAGCACGUUGGCCACAUUCUUGUGAACUGGUUGCCGGGCUUGAAUGCCUACAAAGGCUACUGCAGUAACCAGCUGGCAGCCAAGGCUCUUCUGGAUCAGAAGAAACAGGACCCAAGAGUCCAGGACUUUCUCCAACGGUGCCUGGAGUCUCCCUUCAGCCGAAAACUGGAUCUCUGGAGCUUCCUGGAUAUUCCUCGAAGCCGCCUUGUCAAAUACCCUUUACUGUUGAAAGAGAUUCUUAGACAUACUCCCAAAGACCACCCAGAUGUUCAGCUCCUGCAGGAGGCUAUACUGAUAAUACAAGGAGUUCUCUCUGAUAUCAACGUGAAGAAAGGUGAAUCAGAAUGCCAAUAUUACAUUGACAAGCUGGAGUAUCUGGAUGAAAAGCAGAAGGACCCUAGAAUUGAAGCAAGCAAAGUGUUGCUCUGCCAUGGGGAACUGAAAAAUAAAAACGGACACAAACUGUACAUUUUCCUAUUUCAAGACAUCUUGGUGUUGACUCGGCCUGUUACUCGAAAUGAGCGUCACUCCUACCAGGUUUACCGGCAGCCCAUCCCUGUCCAGGAGCUAGUCUUGGAAGACCUGCAGGAUGGAGACGUGAGGAUGGGAGGGUCCUUCCGAGGGGCUUUUGGCAACUCAGAUAAAGCUAAAAACAUCUUCCGAGUUCGCUUCCAAGACCCCUCUCCGGGCCAGUCCCACACUCUCCAAGCCAACGACGUGUUCCACAAGCAGCAGUGGUUCAGCUGCAUCCGCACUGCCAUCGCCCCUUUCCAACAGGCCACCAGCCCCUCGGAGUUCCACGAGGAGUGCGGGGAGAACCCCACCACCACCAGCAAUGCUAGGGCCCAGAGACAGGCGUCCACGGCCUCUAGCAUGACUCAGGGCGAAGCUGAUGGAGACACUGCCGAGUGUGGCGCCCCGGUUCAUACAGCAGACAACACUAUGGGCAUAAAAGCACCCCGAGCCCAGACCAGCCUCCGCAAAGCCAGGGACAAAGCCCAGGUCGGUGGCAAGCGGAAGGAGACCCUGGUGUAAAGGAAGCUCUGGCUAGCAGCUGGGAGAGACUUUAUUUAUGACCUUGUACAGUUUUUCUUUCUGUCCUAUGAGCACGGCAGCGUUACUUAGUACCGUCUCAUGUCUUCUGUGUGUGUGGUUGGUUUUGGUUGUUGUUCUUUUAUUUUUUUUAAUGGCAGCUAAAGAUAUAUAUACAGAUUACUGUUAAACUGCAGUUUUUUGUUUUUGUUUUUUUCCUUUUCAGAUCAUUUAGAACAUGCAAACCUGGUAUUUUUAAUCAAAUGAAAUACUUAACGGGUAUUCUCAUUCUGCAUUUAUCAUGACUUUUUAAUACCAAUUGUGAUACUUACAGUAUUUGCCAAAACUUAAAAUUUUGCAAAUACCAGGAUUUUACCAGUGUUUCUUUGAUGAACUUUGCAUGCAGAAUUUGAAAUUGUAACAUUGGCAUCUAAGAUCUACUUGGAAUGUCUGUAAUAUUUCAAAAUUUACAUUGAAACAUAAGUUCCUUGGAAAACAAACAAAACUUAAUAGGUUUUCCAUUUUGCCAACUGGAAUGCUUUUUAUUAGUUUGUUUUUCACUGCACAUUCCUCAUUUUUCAUUGAUUUAACCUGCCGAUUAUUUAAUUUUUUUUAUUGUAAAGUAGUUUUUAGUAUUUCCUUUUUAUUUUUUUACUUUGAUCCCUUUUCAAAUUGGCAUGUCUUUAAAGUAUUUUUCUCCCUUGAUUAAAAAUGUGUGUGUGUGUGUUUUUUUAAAUCAUAUUAACUUUACCAAGUGAAAUCAAGCCAUACUGUUUUUGAGCCAAUUAAGAAAAUUGCGAUUUUUAAAAUGUAGUGUUUCAGGGUGGUGGACACACAUGAAAUGACUCAGUGUGUUCUGAACUACUGAAAGAAAACCAUCUUAAGGAUUUCAUGGAAAGUUAAUAUUCUCUGAAAAGCAAGAGGGAAGGCAGUUGACUGGUAAUAGGUAUUUUUUUUAAAAAAACAGAUGGAAAAAGAGUGUAGUUUUGUCUUAAAGUAAAAAUGUCUGCUUGUGCCAGACAUUUCUGAGAAGAGAUAGUAAAAGCUGAAGUCGAGAGUAUGUAGUAAGUCGUAGAAGGCUUGGGGGAUGUGAACUGUGUUUGCCUUGAUUUACAGUACUUGCAAAUAAGGGGUUUGAAAAGAAAUGUGUUGAAAAUUUGACCAUAUUAGAUGCAUUCUGGCAGAUUUAUUCGUUAAGAGGGGAAAAGAGAUUGAUGUUUUACGCUGAAAUGUUUCUGUUCAAAUGCAAUCAUUGUCUUAGAUGGGGGAGGACUGAAAACCCAUGUCGUGGAAGAUUUGUUAUGGUGACCGUUCCAGUAAACGUGGACUGUUAUGUGAACUGUAUCUGGCCAGUGGAAAUGAAAACUGAAAAAGACUGUAAAUAAUUAAUUCCAAAUGAUUUCUCUGUAUAAAUGAAUUGUACAAUUAAAAAAAGAGUCACACCCAUAAUCACCCUAAA
Messenger RNA from Odocoileus virginianus texanus, 3303 nucleotides. RefSeq names its product neuroepithelial cell transforming 1 (gene NET1). Gene Ontology annotation, biological process: intracellular signal transduction; positive regulation of Rho protein signal transduction. NCBI's taxonomy places the organism in Eukaryota, Metazoa, Chordata, Mammalia, Artiodactyla, Cervidae. The record is from RefSeq and is a predicted model, not a curated record. Gene Ontology annotation, molecular function: guanyl-nucleotide exchange factor activity.